Molecule: messenger RNA, 961 nt
Organism: Ailuropoda melanoleuca (giant panda)
Lineage: Eukaryota; Metazoa; Chordata; Mammalia; Carnivora; Ursidae
Gene: HAND2
Product: heart and neural crest derivatives expressed 2
Exons: 2
Coding region: 104-757 (217 amino acids)
Biological process (GO): heart development; regulation of transcription by RNA polymerase II
Molecular function (GO): DNA-binding transcription factor activity, RNA polymerase II-specific; protein dimerization activity; RNA polymerase II transcription regulatory region sequence-specific DNA binding
Source: RefSeq, a predicted model, not a curated record
UGGGGGGUGGGGGAGGCCGCCCAGCGCCGAAGCAGGGGCCCCGGCCGAGGGCGCGGCGGGGCUACGCGCACGCUGGGGCGCGUGGAGGGGCGCGGAGGGCGAUAUGAGUCUGGUGGGGGGCUUCCCCCACCACCCGGUGGUGCACCAUGAGGGCUAUCCGUUCGCCGCCGCUGCCGCCGCCGCCGCUGCCGCCGCCGCCAGCCGCUGCAGCCACGAGGAGAACCCCUACUUCCAUGGCUGGCUCAUCGGCCACCCCGAGAUGUCGCCCCCCGACUAUAGCAUGGCCCUGUCCUACAGCCCCGAGUACGCCAGCGGCGCCGCCGGCCUGGACCACUCCCAUUACGGGGGGGUGCCGCCGGGCGCCGGGCCCCCGGGCCUAGGGGGGCCGCGCCCGGUGAAGCGCCGGGGCACCGCUAACCGCAAGGAGCGGCGCAGGACUCAGAGCAUCAACAGCGCCUUCGCCGAACUGCGAGAGUGUAUCCCCAACGUGCCCGCGGACACCAAACUCUCCAAGAUCAAGACGCUGCGCCUGGCCACCAGCUACAUCGCCUACCUCAUGGACCUGCUGGCCAAGGACGACCAGAAUGGCGAGGCGGAGGCCUUCAAGGCGGAGAUCAAGAAGACAGAUGUGAAAGAAGAGAAGAGGAAGAAGGAGCUGAACGAAAUCUUGAAAAGCACAGUGAGCAGCAACGACAAGAAAACCAAAGGCCGGACGGGCUGGCCGCAGCACGUCUGGGCCCUGGAGCUCAAGCAGUGAGGAAGAGAAGGAGGAGGAGAGCGCGCGUGAGCCAGGGCCCAGGAGCCGGAAGCAGACCCAGGACUCCGGGCAAGCUCUCCAAGCUCCGCUCUGAGGACUUCUUGCAUUUGGAAUCAUCCGGUUUAUUUAUGUGCAAUUUGCCUCCCCUCUUUUUGCCCCCCUUUGAGGCAUCCGCUCCCCAUCUCCCCCACCAAAAAAAAAAAA